AUGCAGUUACGGUCUUUGCUGUCCUUUGUCUCCCUCCUCAGCCUGAGCGCUGCAGCAUCAGUCGACGUAUCGGUUGCAAGACGCCAAUCGACCGCCUGCAACAACUCCCCCUCGCUGUGCUCGAAAGCCUAUAAUAGCAUCGUCCACCUAGGUGCCCACGACUCGCCCUUCGUCCGGGACGCCACCACAGGCUUCUCGGCCUCGGGAAACCAGUAUUACAACUCGACAGUCCAACUCUCAGCUGGUGUCCGUCUGCUUACGGCCCAAGUCCACAAGUCCAACGGAGAAUACCACUUGUGCCACUCUUCCUGCGAUCUGUUGGAUGCGGGGAUCCUGUCGGACUGGCUGGAAGAGAUCAAGACCUGGCUGGAUAAUAACCCGAACGAGGUUGUCACCAUCUUACUUGUCAACUCGGACAAUGCCACCCCAGAGGACCUGGGGGCAUAUUUCACCACGGCCGAGAUCACGAACUACGCAUACGUCCCUCCUUCCACAAGCACGCCUCCCUCAUCGGGGAGCUGGCCAACUUUACAAGACCUAAUCACCGCGAAUAAACGACUGAUGGUCUUCGUGGCCUCCAUCUCCGACCCUGCGUCCAUUCCGAGCCAGUAUGCCUACCUGAUGGACGAGUUCACAUUCAUAUUCGAAAACCCUUAUGACAACACGUCCCCUAACAACUUCAGCUGCCUACCCGAUCGACCAACCUCUGUUCAGGGAAACACCCAAGCCGCCAUUGCCUCCAAUCGCAUGGCGUUCACCAAUCAUUUCCUCUAUCAGGAGGGGCUGUUCAACAUUGAAACCCCCAAUGUGGACAACAUCACCGUCACCAACUCGCCCGGCAACAGCCUUGGAAACCUCGGAUACGCCUUGUCCCAAUGUAACUCGGCGUACGGCAAGCCGUCUACAUUCGUCCUGGUCGAUUUCUUCGACCAAGGCCCCGCCAUCGCUGCCGUCGACGCAAUGAACGGCGUCACGAACCCCGUGGGCCGUGUCCCAGUGCCUCCAAGAAAUACAAAAGAGAGCGUUAACGUGAACCAGUCGAGUUUCCAGGGCGUGAUUGACCUCGUGAAUGAAGUCAAAGAUGGCCAAAAGCCCAAGCUAGGCGCGUGGAUCUGGGCUGCUGGGCAAUGGACAUUCGGUGGGAUCAAUCUGAGUGGCGGUAACGUCUUCCAGAAGAAAUAA
This is a messenger RNA of Cladophialophora psammophila CBS 110553, 1182 nucleotides long. RefSeq lists its product as uncharacterized. NCBI's taxonomy places the organism in Eukaryota, Fungi, Ascomycota, Eurotiomycetes, Chaetothyriales, Herpotrichiellaceae. The record is from RefSeq and is a predicted model, not a curated record. Gene Ontology annotation, molecular function: phosphoric diester hydrolase activity. Gene Ontology annotation, biological process: lipid metabolic process. Bases 1 to 1182 code for a protein of 393 amino acids. The transcript has a single exon.